This is a messenger RNA of Musca domestica (house fly), 860 nucleotides long. RefSeq lists its product as uncharacterized. The record is from RefSeq and is a predicted model, not a curated record. Bases 282 to 620 code for a protein of 112 amino acids. The transcript has 3 exons. NCBI's taxonomy places the organism in Eukaryota, Metazoa, Arthropoda, Insecta, Diptera, Muscidae.
GUCUGUGUGCAAAGUUUAUGUCUCAAUUUCGAUUGAUCUCAAUUAUGAGAUGAAGUUUCGUUUAUUAUGAAAUCCGCUCUUAAUUGAACCAAUAUACCUUCCAACUCACCUGUCCGUGCAGUUAUUGUUUUGUUGUUAUGAAAACUCGGCUGUAAGCAAGUUUACCGAAUUGGCUAUCAUUUAGUCAAGAAGUGUGGAUCAAAGUGGGCAUAACAAACUUACCAAGCCACCAACUAUUAUUUUGCAAUUUAUCCGAAAAAAUAAAAAAAAACUGAACAAAAAUGAAACUAAUUACCAGCUGUGUUCUCUUGGUGUUGCUUUUCCAAUGCCAUACAUCGGAUGCCUUUGUUUAUCGUUUGAUUUCCGAUUUAUUAUCCAAUAACGUUGCCGGUGCCCCAGUAUUGCAUGAGAGAACCGAUUGGAAUUUUGAUCCAGAGGCUGCCAGGAACUCUCGAGCCAUAUAUUAUGAGACACAUGGUUUUCGUGGUGAAAAAUUCAUCGAACGCAUUGGUGUUGGUGAAGAUGGCAAGCAGGAUGAGAGGCGCGCCGAGCAGCAACAACGGGAUUUUGGUCGUUUGAAUGGUGAACAUUGGAUAAAUUAUCCAGGACCUAAGAGAUAAUUCACACAAAACACAUACCCAAGGCCUCUAUUGCCUUUGUUUAGUAUAGCUUAAUAAAUAUUUGUUAUAUUGUUUUAUUGUUAAGUCGUUGUCUAACAUGAUAUGUUAUAUUACAUCAUCACAGCACAAUCCUUAUUUACACGUCAUUACAUGAUUUCUUCUAUUUUCGAUGUUAAACAAUACAUCUAUGUACACAUGAUUUAAUAAUUGUUCUAUAAAAUUAAAUACACUUAUUUGCCA